Molecule: messenger RNA, 6357 nt
Organism: Microcebus murinus (gray mouse lemur)
Lineage: Eukaryota; Metazoa; Chordata; Mammalia; Primates; Cheirogaleidae
Source: RefSeq, a predicted model, not a curated record
UCGGCUCCUCUGUCCCCCGUCUUCACCAUGUCUUCGACUCAGGGCAAUGGGGAGCACUGGAAGUCCCUGGAGUCGGUGGGCAUCAGCCGCAAAGAGCUGGCCAUGGCCGAAGCCCUGCAGAUGGAGUAUGACGCUCUGUCCCGGCUCCGCCACGACAAGGAGGAGAGCAGAGCCAAGCAGAGCACGGGCCCCUCUCUCAUCAGCUGGGAUGAGCCUGCCUUGGACUUCUACAGCAAGCCCACAGGAAGGCGGGCCGACCUCAAGCUCUUACGCGGUCUCUCUGGCUCCGAUCCUACCCUCAACUACAACUCGCUCUCCCCACAGGAAGGGCCGCCUGACCACUCUACCUCCCGGGGCCCCCAGCCUGGCCCAGAUCCCUGGCCCAAAGGCUCCCUGCCUGGAGAUUAUCUCUACAUUUUCGAUGGUUCAGAUGGGGGACCCUCCUUGUCCCCAGGACCCGGGGACACAGGUGACUCUCGCAAGAAACUGUCCCCACCUCCUCUGCCUCCCCGCGUCUCUAUCUGGGACACUCCUCCCCUGCCUCCCAGAAAGGGGUCCCCCUCAUCCUCUAAGAUCUCCCAGCCCGAAGACAUCAACACUUUUCCUCUGGGCGGAUCGCCGCCAGACAAACUGCUCGGGCACGGGAUCCUGGAAGAGGAGGAGUUGCCGGGAGGUGGGGGUCAGGGGCGCCUGCUGGGGUCUGUGGACUACGAGGGCAUCAAUGACGCCAUCACGAGGCUCAACUUGAAGUCAACCUACGACGCAGAGAUGGUGCGGGACGCCACCAGGAGCUGGAAGGAGGGCCGAGGGCCCUUGGACUUCGGCAAGGACACCUCUGGAAAGCCCGUGGCCCGGAGCAAGACCAUGCCCCCGCAGGUGCCCCCCCGCACUUACGCCUCCCGCUAUGCCAACCGGAAGAAUGCGACACCUGGCAAGAACCCCGGAUCUUCCCGCGGCCUCCGAGUGGGCUCCCGGCCCCGCGCCGUCACCAACGGCCACGAGUUGUUUGAGGUCUCAGAGGAGAGAGAUGAGGAGGUUGCUGCGUUUUGCCACAUGCUGGAUAUCCUUCGGUCUGGCUCUGACAUCCAAGACUACUCUGUCACCGGGUAUGUCUGGAGUGCCGUCACCCCUAGCCCAGAGCACCUGGGGGAUGAGGUCAACCUGAAGGUGACUGUGUUGUGUGACAGCCUUCGAGAGCCACUCACUUUUACCUGCAACUGCUCCUCCACCGUAGACUUGCUCAUCUACCAGACCCUGUGCUACACCCACGAUGACCUGAGGGCCAUAGACGUGGGCGACUUUGUGCUCAAGCCCUGUGGGCUGGAGGAGUUCCUGCAGAACAAGCACGCCCUGGGCAGCCAUGAGUACAUUCAGUACUGCCGGAAGUUCGACGUUGACAUCCGGCUACAGCUGAUGGAGCAGAAGGCUGUUCGCAGCGACCUGGCCAGGACGGCGAAUGAUGACCAGAGCCCCUCCACCCUCAACUACCUCGUGCAUCUCCAAGAGAGGCCAGUCAAGCAGACCAUCAGCAGGCAGGCCCUGAGUCUUCUGUUCGACACGUACCACAACGAGGUGGACACCUUCCUGCUGGCUGAUGGGGACUUCCCACUGAAGGCUGACAGGGUUGUCCAGUCUGUCAAGGCCAUCUGCAACGCCCUGGCCGCCGUGGAAACCCCUGAGAUCACCAGCGCUCUCAACCAACUGCCCCCCUGCCCAUCCCGCAUGCAGCCUAAAAUUCAGAAGGAUCCCAGCGUCCUGGCUGUGAGGGAAAACCGAGAGAAGGUCGUGGAAGCACUGACUGCUGCCAUCCUGGACCUGGUGGAGCUGUACUGCAGCACGUUCAACGCCGACUUCCAGACGGCCGUGCCCGGGAGCCGCAAGCACGACCUGGUCCAGGAGGCCUGCCAUUUCUCCGGGGCCCUGGCCUUCACGGUCUAUGCCACCCACCGCAUUCCCAUCACCUGGGUGACCAGCUACGAAGACUUCUACCUCUCCUGCUCCCUCAGCCACGGCGGCAAGGAGCUGUGCAGCCCCCUGCAGACCCGAAGAGCUCACUUCUCCAAAUUCCUCUUCCACCUCAUCAUCUGGGACCAGCAGAUCUGCUUCCCGGCGCAGGUGAACCGGCUUCCUCGGGAGACCCUGCUGUGUGCCACGCUCUAUGCUCUGCCCGUCCCCCCGCCCGGGAGCUCCUCGGAGGCCAAUAAGCAGCGGCGGGUACCUGAGGCCCUGGGCUGGGUCACUACCCCGCUCUUCAACUUCAGGCAGGUCCUGACCUGUGGCCGGAAACUUCUGGGCUUGUGGCCAGCAACACAGGAAAGCCCCGGCGCCCGCUGGAGUGCCCCGAAUUUCCACCAGCCGGACAGCGUCAUCCUGCAGAUCGACUUCCCCACCUCGGCCUUUGACAUCAAGUUCACCAGCCCCCCCGGAGACAAGUUCAGUCCCCGCUAUGAGUUUGGCAGCCUCGGGGAGGAAGACCAGUGCGCGCUCAGAGGCAUCAUGCAGAAGGAGUCCCUGUACUGGCUCACCGACGCCGACAAGAAGCGCCUGUGGGAGAAGCGGUAUUACUGCCACGCGGAGGUGAGCUCGCUGCCCCUGGUGCUCGCCAGCGCCCCCAGCUGGGAGUGGGCGUGCCUGCCCGACGUCUAUGCGCUCCUGAAGCAGUGGACCCACAUGAACCACCAGGAUGCCCUGGGGCUCCUGCAUGCCACUUUCCCGGACCAAGAGGUGCGUCGCAUGGCUGUCCAGUGGAUCGGCUCGCUCUCGGAUGCUGAGCUUCUCGACUACCUGCCCCAGCUGGUACAGGCCCUCAAGUAUGAGUGCUACCUGGACAGCCCCUUGGUGCGCUUCCUCCUGAAACGAGCUGUCUCUGACUUGAGAGUGACUCACUACUUCUUCUGGCUGCUGAAGGACGGCCUCAAGGACUCUCAGUUCAGCAUCCGCUACCAGUAUCUGCUGGCAGCCCUCUUGUGCUGCUGCGGCAAGGGGCUGAGAGAGGAGUUCAACCGCCAGUGCUGGCUUGUCAACUCCCUGGCCAAACUGGCCCAGCAGGUCCGAGAGGCAGCUCCGUCUGCACGCCAGGGAAUCCUCCGCGCAGGCCUGGAGGAGCUGAAGCAGUUCUUUACCCUCAACGGCUCCUGCCGCCUGCCACUCAGCCCCAGUCUGCUGGUUAAGGGAAUUGUGCCCAGGGACUGUUCCUAUUUCAACUCCAAUGCGGUCCCCCUCAAACUCUCCUUCCAAAACGUGGAUCCGCUGGGUGAGAAUAUCCGUGUCAUCUUCAAGUGCGGGGACGACCUUCGCCAGGACAUGCUGACGCUGCAGAUGAUUCGCAUCAUGAGCAAGAUCUGGGUCCAGGAGGGGCUGGACAUGCGCAUGGUCAUUUUCCGCUGCUUCUCCACCGGCCGGGGAAGAGGGAUGGUUGAGAUGAUCCCCAACGCUGAGACUCUGCGCAAGAUCCAGGUGGAGCACGGGGUGACCGGCUCCUUCAAGGACCGGCCGCUGGCCGACUGGCUGCAGAAGCACAACCCUGGGGAGGACGAGUACGAGAAGGCCGUGGAGAACUUCAUCUACUCCUGUGCCGGCUGCUGCGUGGCCACCUAUGUCCUGGGCAUCUGUGACCGGCAUAAUGACAACAUCAUGCUGAAGACCACCGGUCACAUGUUCCACAUCGAUUUUGGCCGCUUCCUGGGUCACGCCCAGAUGUUUGGCAACAUCAAGCGGGACCGUGCCCCCUUCGUCUUCACCUCGGACAUGGCGUAUGUCAUCAACGGGGGUGACAAGCCUUCCAGCCGCUUCCAUGAUUUUGUUGACCUUUGCUGCCAAGCCUACAACCUCAUUCGCAAGCACACUCACCUCUUCCUCAACCUUCUGGGCCUGAUGUUGUCCUGUGGGAUCCCCGAGCUCUCAGACCUGGAGGACCUCAAGUACGUGUACGAUGCCCUGAGGCCUCAGGACACAGAAGCCAACGCCACCACCUACUUCACCAGGUUGAUUGAGUCCAGCCUGGGCAGUGUAGCCACAAAGCUCAAUUUUUUCAUCCAUAACCUGGCUCAGAUGAAGUUCACGGGCUCAGAUGACCGGCUGACCCUUUCCUUUGCCCCCCGAACACACACGCUCAAGAGCUCUGGCCGCAUCAGCGAUGUUUUUCUCUUCCGCCACGAGAAGAUCUUCCACCCCAACAAGGGCUAUAUCUACCUGGUAAAGGUGAUACGUGAGAACGCUCACGAGGCCACUUACAUCCAGCGGACGUUUGAGGAGUUCCAGGAAUUGCACAAUAAGCUGCGGCUGCUCUUCCCGUCCUCACUCUUGCCCAGCUUUCCCAGUCGCUUUGUGAUCGGCCGCUCCCGGGGAGAGGCGGUGGCCGAGCGGAGGAGGGACGAGUUGAACGGCUACAUCUGGCACUUGGUCCACGCAGCCCCCGAGGUGGCCGAGUGUGACUUGGUGUACACCUUCUUCCACCCUCUGCCUCGGGAUGAGAAGGCUGCGGGCACCAGUCCAGCUCCUAAAUCCUUAGAUGGCACAUGGGCCCGGCCUGUUGGGAAGGUGGGAGGGGAGGUGAAGCUGUCCAUCUCCUACAAAAACAAUAAACUCUUCAUCAUGGUGAUGCACAUUCGGGGCUUGCAACUGCUGCAGGAUGGGAACGACCCUGACCCCUACGUGAAGAUUUACCUCCUUCCUGACCCUCAGAAAACCACUAAGAGGAAAACCAAAGUGGCCCGGAAAACCUGCAACCCUACCUACAACGAGAUGCUGGUGUACGACGGGGUCCCCAGGGGGGACCUGCAGCAGCGGGAGCUGCAGCUCAGCGUGCUGAGCGAGCAGGGCUUCUGGGAGAACGUCCUGCUCGGCGAGGUGCUCAUCCGCCUGCGGGAGCUGGACCUGGCCCAGGAGAAGACCGGCUGGUUCGCGCUGGGGUCUCGAAGCCACGCCACCUUGUGAGCCCUGCGGAGCCACUGCCUAAGGACCCCAGGCUGGUGGUGGCGGGGCUGGGGGGAAGACGCCCCCUUUCCUUGGGAAAGGGCAGGGCCCUCGGCGGGCCUCCCCCUUGGUCCAGAUGCACCCGGCCUCCGAGGCAGGAGGCAGGAGAGCAAGAUGCUCCCGCUGUCCCUUCGUCUGCAGACCGGACGCGAUGGGGCGCUGGCCUGGCCGCGAGCAGCCCCUGGGGGCUGCGAGGUCGCAGCCACGUUUUACGUUCACCUUGUGUCAAGGGAGCAACGCCUGGUGUGGGGCGCGUGGGGGGCUGUGUGAAGUGGCGCUGCGGGGGAGGGCCGGUGGAUAUCUUUAUUUUUAUUUUUAAAAAAUGAAAUAGUAAUGUUGUCCUAACUGGGACAGGGAGCCUUGCGAGAAGGGACAGCCCUCUGCCUCAGAAGGCAGGAGAGGAUGACUGUUGGGACGUUUUUUGUAUGAUUAAGGUUCUUAUGGGACUUUUCCCUAGGUGUGUUUGGUUGUUUGCUUUCUAGCUAUAGGAAUUAUCUGGGGAGGGGCCCGGGGAGCCCUCGGUCAGAGCCCCCCCUCUCUAAGGGCAGGUGGAGGAGGGGCGGGGAGGGCCGCCCGGCCAGACUGGCCAGACUGGGGCCUGCGCCUGGCUGGGCCUUUCUGAGUUUGCCUCCAAAGGAGGGCGACGUGAUACCUGUGAUACCUACGUGUGUAAGGAAGGGCCUUCCGUGUGUGCGGGGCUCUGCCCAGGACCUGUGUUCAGGGCCCUGUGCUCUUUUGGGGGGAGUUUUCCUCUUGUCUUCCCCGACUUUAUUAGGACUUGCCCUGAAUACCGCCUUCCACCCCGUCCCCCCUCCCCAUUCUCCGGUCCUUCUGGGGCUCAUCUGGCCCCAGUGAAUACGCUGGGGUGCUCCCCCACAGCUCCCUCCUUGCGUUUUUCUCUGGCAGGACAAAAUGCUGCCUCCGUCCUUAGAUCUAGUUUCACCCAAGGGCAUCUCGCCUUUGGGAAGGGGGCCCAGGCUGCACGUGCCAGUGUGGCUGCGGGCCCUGUAGUUUCUGGAAAGUGUUCCCCACCACCCCCACUUCUUUUGUGCUGCUUCUCUCCCAAACUCCAUUGCUGUCACAGUUUUUAUAAGACUUUCCCUCAUUCUGUGGGGCCAUAAACCUACUUAGUGUGGAGCCAAAGGGAUGCCCUGUCUGAAGGAAAGGGGCCUGGGGUGGGAGAAUCCAUCAGAACUAUUGCUUUUUCCAGUGAUUCUCUCUGGUCAGGAGGAGGGCGUUCCCCUAGAGCUGAGCUCAGGAGCCGGGAAGGAGAGACUGAGUCUCUUAUCUCUUAAUACUCUUUAUUCCCUACCAGGUGGAUUUUAAAUUUGCUAUGUUGUGUUCUACUCCAAAGGGUUGUCUUCCUUGAAGAAAAAAAAAAAA